Molecule: messenger RNA, 3456 nt
Organism: Pyrus x bretschneideri (Chinese white pear)
Lineage: Eukaryota; Viridiplantae; Streptophyta; Magnoliopsida; Rosales; Rosaceae
Product: pentatricopeptide repeat-containing protein At3g54980, mitochondrial
Molecular function (GO): protein binding
Source: RefSeq, a predicted model, not a curated record
UGGCUUUUGAAUUUUAACUCAAAGGGGUAAAUCGUAAAAUGGCCAAAGCUCGCGCCACAGCUUCUGUUGUCGUCCCCUUCCUCACUUCAUCACUCUCGCCGCCGAGCCGAAACCUUUAAUCUCGAUUAGGGUUUCUGCUAUUUCUUCUUAUGCAGCAAAAACCCUAAAACAAUGAAGCCCCUCAAUUCCUCACCGCUUCCUCCACUACGUCGCCUUCCUUCCUUAAACCCUAAAUUCCUAUCCUCCAAACCCCAUUCAGAAUCGCCACCAUUUUCCGAGAAUCCCAAUCCGAGCUCAGGUUUUCCAGAGAAAAUCGCUCCAAAAUCUGAUUUUCCCGGGAAACCCACUUUAGAAAUCGAAUUUCACGAAAACCCAGUUGCAUCAGACCCCAAUCAGGGCGAGUUCGCCGCCCCAACUUCACAAGACUCCGAAUUAACACAAACCAGUGUGAUUAGCACUCUUCUUAGCCACAAAAGCAAGCCAUAUUCGGCAGUUAAAUACUUCAAAUGGGCUGAGAGGGAGCGAGGCUUUGUCAGAGGUGUCGAUGCCGUCUGUGUGUUGCUUCAUAUUUUGAUGGGCUCUCCGAAUACUCAGGAGCGUGCCAAGAUGUUGCUUAACCAGUACGUUUCAGGUGAUUCGGGCCCCGUUCCAGGAGUCUUUGUCGAUCACUUGGUGGACUGCGCCAAAAGGUUUGAUUUUGAACUAGAAUCUCAGGUUUUUGGCUAUUUAUUGAACAGUUAUGUUAGAGCCAAUCGAAUCGAAUGUGCGAUUGAUUGCUUUAAUAGAAUGCUAGAGCUUGAGAUGUAUCCUUGUGUUACGUAUGUGAAUAUUCUUUUAACAGAAUUGGUUAGGAGAAAUAUGAUUGGGGAAGCACGAGAGGUGUAUGAUAAAAUGGCUUUGAGAGGAAUUGGAGGUGAUCGUGUCACUCUACACGUUAUGAUGCGUGGUUGUUUGAAGCAGGGGAAGCCGGAUGAGGCAGAGGAGUACUUUAGAGAGGCGAGGGCAAGAGGGGUAGAACUUGAUGCAGCAUCAUAUAGUGUUGCUAUUGAGGCUUUUUGUAAGAAACCCAAUUCAUGUUUGGCUCUGGAGUUGUUGAAUGAAAUGAGAGAAAUGGGGUGGGUUCCUUCCAUGGUCACGUUUAGUAGUGUCAUCGCGGCUUGUGUGAAGCAGAGGAAUAUGGUUGAAGCCACAAGGAUUAAGGAUGGAAUGGUAAGUUGUGGGAACCCAAUUAAUUUGGUUGUUGCUACAAGCUUGAUGAAGGGUUAUUGUGUGCAAGGGAAUUUGGAGAGUGCUUUGGCUUUGUUCAAUACGAUUAUAGAGGAUGGACUUACUCCAAACAGGGUUACAUAUGCAAUUCUUAUAGAAUACUGCUGUAAGAAUGGGAACAUGGAAAAGGCGUAUGAGCUUUACAAGCAAAUGAAACACAUGGAUAUUUUGCCUGAUGUCUUCAUUGUAAAUUAUUUGAUACGAGGAUUUUUGAAAUAUCGGUCAUUUGAAGAUGCUUCUAAGUUUUUUGAUGAGGCCGUUGAGUGUGGUGUUGCUAAUGUUUUCUCGUAUAAUAAUAUCUUAUCAUGGCUAUGGGAAGGUAAAGUAAGUGAAGCUUGUAGUUUAUGGGAUAAAAUGAUGUCUAAAGGUGUGGUACCUAAUGUUGUAUCCUACAAUAGCAAGAUACAUGGCUAUUGCAGAAUAGGGAAUAUGGAGCAUGCACAUAUUGUAUUCGUGGAGAUGCUUAAACGGGGUUUGAAACCAAAUGAUGUGACUUAUUCUAUCUUGAUAAAUGGCUACUUCAAGAACAGUGAUGUAGGGCGUGCCUUUGAUGUCUUUGAUGAUAUGGUGGCUGCCAAGAUUUCUCCCACAGGCUUCACAGUUGGCAUUGUCAUUGAUGGCUUGUGCAAAGCUGGUCGUACGUCUGAGGCAAGUGAGAUGCUAAAGAAAAUUGUUGCAAGGGGUUUUGUUCCUGGAUGUAUUAGUUACAAUACCAUUAUUGAUGGGUAUAUCAAGGAGGGUGACAUUAAUUCUGCACUGGCUGUGUACAGCGAAAUGUGUGAACGUGAAGUCUCCCCCAAUGUUGUCACUUACACCAGCAUUAUUAAUGGGUUUUGCAAAAGCAAUCAAAUUGAUAUGGCUUUGAAAAUGUGGAAUGAGAUGAAAAACAAGGGCAUUGAAGUGGAUGUUACUGCAUAUUCUGCUCUCAUUGAUGGGUUUUGCAAAAGACGAGACAUGAGAACUGCCCGUGAACUUUUUUCAGAACUCCUGCAAGUUGGUUUAUCUCCAAAUGUAGUUGUUUACAGUAGCAUGAUAUCUGGCUUCCGGAAUUUAAAUAACAUGGAAGCAGCUAUUGACAUGCACAACAAGAUGAUUAGAGACGGUAUUCCUUGUGAUGUGAAAGCAUACACUACAUUAAUCGAUGGAUUGCUAAGAGAAGGUGAGUUACAAUCUGCUACGGAUCUCUACUCAGAGAUGCUUCAGAAGGGAAUUAUACCUGAUACAAACACAUAUACGGUUCUGAUAAAUGCCCUUCGUAACAAAGGACAGCUAGAGAGUGCACGCAAGAACUUGGAAGACAUGGAUAGGCGGGGUAUGACUCCUAGUGUUCAUUUUUAUAAUACUUUGAUUACUGGAAACUUCAAGGAGGGUAAUUUGCAAGAGGCUUUUAGGUUGCAUGAUGAAAUGCUUGACAAAGGCCUUGUACCAGAUGACAAUACAUAUGAUACUCUUGUAAAUGGGAAGUUCCAAGGUACAAGGAUUUGAUUAUUUUGUUUAAGACAUGCCUUUCUGCAUUCCUGCAUUCUGUUUCCAAGCACUGGGUUGGGAAACAAAAAUGCCUUUCAGCCUCAUGCUUCAGAUGUGGGGUGAGUUCCGAACCGUUGACAUGCAGUAUGGUUUGGGCAAGUAGGAGAUGACGGCUUUUACUGAUGCACUUCCCAAAGGUGUUGAGGUGCUGGUGUGGAUUUAUUGAAGCAGCUGCGGCAUGUCUUGUCAGGGCGGGACCUUUGUUGGUUCCUAUUCAUCAAUUGGUAUCUUUGGAGUGAAAGGAAUAAUGGUCUGCACUUCUUCUCCCCUCUGUGAUGGCUAUUGUGGUGUGACCGUUUUCAUGAUCGCCAUUCUUCAUCUUCCCAUAUAGCCUCAUCCAAUUUCCACCGGAGGUUCCUCACGUUCAGUGCUUUAAUAUGGAUGCAGUGCCUCUUCGGGGUUGAGAGGUGUUGGAGCAGUGGUUAGUCCAUGGCGAAUUGAGUUGCUGGACGCUUUUCCUGAAGAACCAACUGACAGCGUUACGGUUCUUCCGACAAAGAACCUUCGAAAGUCCUAGGAUGAAACGGAUGAUUUUGUUUAGUCCGAGCGAGUCUAAUUAAAUGGAUCAUUUUGUUUUUCUGGUUAGAAGAGGUUCACCUUCCUGUAACUGUUGCUUCUAGUUAGUAAAAAGUUGCCCAACAGAAACAAAAUAUUGUUUAUGAG